Elaeis guineensis (African oil palm) is the source of this 2099-nucleotide messenger RNA. RefSeq lists its product as uncharacterized. Gene Ontology annotation, molecular function: GPI mannosyltransferase activity; alpha-1,6-mannosyltransferase activity. The record is from RefSeq and is a predicted model, not a curated record. Gene Ontology annotation, biological process: GPI anchor biosynthetic process. NCBI's taxonomy places the organism in Eukaryota, Viridiplantae, Streptophyta, Magnoliopsida, Arecales, Arecaceae. Gene Ontology annotation, cellular component: endoplasmic reticulum membrane; mannosyltransferase complex.
AUGGCGAAGGCCCAGGGAUUGGAGGGUCUGGUCCUCCGCCGCGCCCUUCUCUCGAGGCUACUCCUCCUAACCCUCAUCCUUCUCUGGCGUCUCCUCUUCCGCCCGUACGACACCUCCGCCUCCCUCAAUCCUAGUUGUCUCUCCUCCGCCACCGCCGGCGGCCGAUUGGUGCCGUCCGGUCCCAUUCUAUGGCCACGGAUCGGGGCGGCCAUCGAGGCGAGCGUCGUCUGGGACGGCGUCUACUUCGUCCGCAUCGCCGAGUGCGGGUACGAGUACGAGCAGACCUAUGCCUUCUUCCCUCUCCUCCCCCUCUGCAUCUCCCUCCUCUCCCGAUUUGUUUUUGCUCCGUUGGUACCGAUGAUUGGGUACAGGCCUGUCUUGGCUUUGUCGGGGUAUGUGCUGAAUAAUAUCGCAUUUUUGUUCGCUGCGGUUUAUUUCUACAGAUUGUCAGUUUUGAUUUUAAAAGACCCAGCAGCUGCUUUUCGUGCAUCUAUUUUGUUUUGCUUCAAUCCAGCUUCAGUGUUCUACUCAUCAAUAUACACAGAGAGUUUGUAUGCACUAUGUUCACUUGGAGGACUAUACUACUUAUUUUCUGGUGCAAAUACUGUAGCUAUGCUCCUGCUUGCUCUAUCUGGUUCAGCUAGGUCAAAUGGAGCGCUUAAUGCUGGUUAUUUCUGUUUUCAGGCAAUGCAACAUGCUUAUAAUGCCAUCAUCCAAAAGAAAAGGCCCAUAUUGGCAGUGCAUGCUAUUAUUGGUGGUGUGGCACGCUCUAUUUGUGUAUUUGUGCCAUUUCUUGCUUUCCAAGCAUAUGGAUAUUCCAACAUUUGUCUAGGUGGCAUUUCUUAUGAGUUGAGGCCUUGGUGUAAAGCAAGAAUCCCAAAUUUGUAUGGUUUUCUUCAAAGUCACUACUGGGGUGUUGGUUUCUUGCGGUAUUUUCAAGUGAAACAAUUGCCAAACUUUCUUCUUGCAUCUCCAAUAUUAUCUCUAGCAAUUUGGUCAAUUAUUCAUUAUGCAAACAAGCUGCUUCAAGUUGUUCAAUCAUUAAAUAUGCAUGAUUACAACAGUUUUGCUGCUUUGCUGAGUUUGCUUGGAACAAAUGAAAUUUCAGAAGCUGUUGGUGCUUCAAAAAACAGCUCAUCUUCUAAAAGUUCCCAAGAUCAUACGGUUAGACGUAGGAAACAAGAGAGAAAAGACAAAAGCACCGAGUCGUUCCAACAUAUCAGGUUGACCGACCAUGCUCUUCUUCAAUCACCACAAGGAUACCCUUCCGUCUUAGUUCUUCCUUUCAUUUUACAUCUGGCAUUCAUGACAUUCACAGCUCUCUUCGUGAUGCAUGUGCAGGUCUCAACCCGCUUCUUAUCUGCGAGCCCUCCCAUUUAUUGGUUUGCUUCCUGUAUACUCGUCUCUCCCAGCAGCACAUCUAGAAGAUGGGGUUAUCUGAUCUGGGUUUAUUUUAUCACCUUCAUUCUUCUUGGCAGUCUGCUCUUCUCCAACUUCUACCCGUUCACAUGAAAAGCAGGAUCAGAUGUUCUCCUACUAUUAUUCUUGUCUACCCUUUUCUUUGUUUUUUUCUCUGUAUAUUUAUCGAGGAAAACAAAAAAAAAAGGAAUUUUGGAAGAUAGCUAAUCCAUCUACUCAACUUGGUUCGGUUGUCCCCUUUUUGUUAUAUUUUUAUUUUCUCUGUCUGGUCUGAGUUUUACUCGAUAUGCAGACCAGAGUUAUCUGAUUGUUACUUUUUACGUAAAUUAUCUACUGGUGAAGAUAAUUCAACUUUGUAUUUUCUGGUAGAUAUUUUGCUUUGGAAAAUUGAGCGAUGAGCUCGUUUUGGGACUGUUUGGUACUGCUAUGUGACCCACAGUUUUGGCCCUUGCCAGAUGGACAAUCAUGGCAUCUUAUGUUGGAAUAGAAGCAGCUUGCUACUUUUAGAAGAAAAAGUUUUAGAGUAUCGAACCACAUGGACAUCGAUGGAUGAGCUAGAAUGAAGGAGAUUUCGAGAAUCUUCUGUUAGCAGCUCGACACGGUGAUGUAACUGAAACUAUUAUGAGGUUAACCCCUCUGAAAAACUUAUAUUUAAUGCUUGAUGGUCUGUUUGGUUGUCA